This is a messenger RNA of Dinoponera quadriceps, 1683 nucleotides long. RefSeq lists its product as uncharacterized. NCBI's taxonomy places the organism in Eukaryota, Metazoa, Arthropoda, Insecta, Hymenoptera, Formicidae. The record is from RefSeq and is a predicted model, not a curated record. Bases 1 to 1683 code for a protein of 560 amino acids. The transcript has 5 exons.
AUGGCCCAAGCACCAGAACCAACGCCGGUGCAUUGCUAUACCAACCCGUCGUUCUGCCGUCAAUCGGAGUACAUACCGGAUGAUCACGCGAACAACGGCGGCCUACCGCCGCCGCCGCAGUUUCAGGGGAACGAUGAUCUGCCGCCGCCGCCGCCGCCGUUGCAGCUGCAGUAUUACGCGGGUCAGAGCAACCCGGCCUUCCAGGAGCCGCCGGAGACGGCGGUGGUGGACGAGUCGCGCGACCGCUAUUGUUACCUGGACGAUAACAGGCCCCUCAUGCACAGGAGGUACGCCAGUCUUCCGGUGGAGGAGCCUCGCGUGACCUAUAACCAGUCGUCGCGGUACGAGUACAUUCAGCGGGACGACGAGCGCGGCCAGUUAACGCGCAGGGGCUCCUCGAGGUAUGAGUUCAUUCCGCAGCAGCAGGUGCAACAACGUUCCGCGCCGCCGACCAAGCAAGACGAUCGAGGAGGGCCGCAGACCUGUCGCGCCGCUAAUGCCGGUAGAUACGCGCUUAUACCGGGUGAGCAGGACUAUCAGGACGAAGGCGCGCAAUGGAGCAACGUCAAGUCGGCGCCAAGGCACAUCAACACUCCGCAGGGCCGUUACAGCAGAGUUCCUCUGCAAGAUGAGAAUCCGCCAGCGCUGCCCGAGAGGAACGCGCAGGAGCUCUCGGCGUCGCCGAAGAACAACUUGGCCACGCAGAAGCUACACGAGAUACUGACUACACCCAGGAAACCGAGAUCCAGAUCUGAGGAGAGGACGCUCUCGCCGAGGAGACACCAGUCCUUCAACCGGACCAGCACGCCGCAGAGGAGAGCACUCACUCCCGGCAGUUCCCCGAAUGAUCGCACUUUCAGCCCAACGCGUUUGACUCCUCAAGGCACGCCGCAGAGCCGAAUGUUCUCGUCCACAGGACCUCAGACGUCGACGCCUAACAAGGAGCCAUCAGCCCGCAGAUGUCUUCCCCUGCUGGAAAAUCCGCCACGACAGCAGGAUGUCUGUCCAGCCAGCAAUUGCGGCCGUCUUCGUUACGUGGGAACCGCUCCGGUCGACCUGAUAAACAUGAGCCACAGCGAGCCGCCGCCUCGCUACGGUUACAUGGAUAGCGGUUUGGAAUCCAUGCCGAUGGUGUCCGGAUCGCCUAGAUAUCAGAUGGUGCCUGCCGACCAGAAGACCUACCAAAGCGUCGAGAGCGCGUUUAUGGCUCGUACGGCCGUCGUGCCACCGUUAUCACCCCCCAACAGCGACGCGAAUACGACCUUGGCGAGCGGCGCGGAAAAAGGCGACAGGAAGAACGCGCCGUUCCUGUUGGUACUAGUCGGCGUUUUAACUUGCGGCCUUGCUCUGUAUUUGUCCUGGUCGCAAGGAAGAAGAUACUACUUCGACAGCGCAGCCGGCUGCGGUGCUUGCUGCACCUUAGCUGGUGCGUGCAGGAGUCUGCGAAGGACCUGGACAGGACUCGGUUUAGCCGGACUAUCGGCGUUAAGCUGCGCAGGCCUUCUGCUGCUCGCCGUCAAGUCCCCGAAAGAUGGCACACCCCUUCACGACAUCACGGCAGGUGCUUUGUGCGGUGUAUCAGUCUUGGGCGCUGGUCUGGCCUUGUUGGCCCUUUUGUCGCCGAGGUGCAGCUUCGGGCGUCACCGACGAGUGCAUUCUUGGAUACCCCGAUUUUCCCCUUAG